Molecule: messenger RNA, 1719 nt
Organism: Cynocephalus volans (Philippine flying lemur)
Lineage: Eukaryota; Metazoa; Chordata; Mammalia; Dermoptera; Cynocephalidae
Gene: SIRT7
Product: sirtuin 7
Exons: 10
Coding region: 22-1224 (400 amino acids)
Cellular component (GO): nucleus; chromatin
Molecular function (GO): NAD+ binding; histone H3K18 deacetylase activity, NAD-dependent
Source: RefSeq, a predicted model, not a curated record
CGCGGGUGUCCCCGGGGAGCGAUGGCAGCCGGGGGUCCGAGCCGGUCGGAGCGUAAGGCGGCGGAGCGGGUCCGGAGGCUGCGGGAGGAGCAGCAGCGGGAGCGCCUCCGCCAGGUGUCGCGCAUCCUGAGGAAGGCGGCGGCCGAGCGCAGCGCCGAGGAGGGUCGGCUGCUGGCCGAGAGCGAGGACCUGGUGACCGAGUUGCAGGGCCGGACCCGGCGGCGCGAGGGCCUGAAGCGGCGGCAGGAGGAGGUGUGCGACGACCCCGACGAGCUGCGGAGGAAGGUCCGGGAGCUGGCCGGGGCCGUGCGGAGCGCCAAGUACCUGGUCGUCUACACAGGCGCGGGCAUCAGCACGGCAGCCUCUAUCCCAGAUUACCGGGGCCCUAAUGGAGUGUGGACGCUGCUUCAGAAAGGCAGAAGUGUGAGCACUGCCGACCUGAGUGAGGCUGAUCCGACCCUCACCCACAUGAGCAUCACCCGAUUGCACGAGCGGAAGCUGGUGCAGCAUGUGGUGUCUCAGAACUGUGACGGGCUCCAUCUGAGGAGUGGGCUGCCACGCACUGCCAUCUCAGAGCUCCACGGGAACAUGUACAUUGAAGUCUGCACCUCCUGCACUCCCAACAGGGAGUAUGUGCGGGUGUUCGACGUGACGGAGCGCACCGCCCUCCACCGACACCAGACGGGCCGGACCUGCCACAAAUGCGGGACCCAGCUACGGGACACCAUUGUGCACUUUGGGGAGAGGGGGACAUUGGGCCAGCCUCUGAACUGGGAGGCAGCAACCGAAGCUGCCAGUAAAGCAGACACGAUCCUGUGUUUAGGGUCGAGCUUGAAGGUUCUGAAGAAGUAUCCACGCCUCUGGUGCAUGACCAAGCCCCCUAGCCGGCGGCCCAGGCUCUACAUUGUGAACUUGCAGUGGACCCCGAAGGACGACUGGGCUGCCCUGAAGCUUCAUGGGAAGUGUGAUGAUGUCAUGCAGCUCCUCAUGGACGAGCUGGGCCUGGAGAUCCCCAUCUACAACAGGUGGCAGGACCCCAUCUUCUCCCUGGCGACCCCGCUACGUGCUGGUGAGGAAGGCAGCCACAGUCGGAAGUCCCUGUGCAGAAGCAGAGAGGAGGCCCCACGUGGGGACCGGGGUGCCCCGCUAAGCUCAGCCCCCAUUCUAGGGGGCUGGUUUGGCAGGGGCUGCCCCAAACGCACAAAAAGGAAGAAAGUGACGUAACCUGAUGCUUGAUGAAGAACUGUGGGCACUUUGCAGAUGGCCCGAAUGCACAUUCAGGGCCAUUGUCCCCCGUGGUGGCUGGGUUGCCCCCAUGGGGUCUGGUGAGAAGAACUCUUUCGGGAUGACAUUUUCACCAUGACAUUUUUAGCCAUUUAUCCUCGUGGGAAGCCCCCUUGCACUGCUGUGAUUGUCCCCUGAUAUGGGCUUGACCAUCGAGGACCCCUCCCCACCCUUCCAGCCUCUACCCGAGGAGGUGGCAGCAGACCUUACUGUGAGGUCAGAGCUCGGGUUAUUUCAGACCUGGCCAGCGCAGAGGAAGUCCACGCUGCCUUACCUCGUUUACCAGGCUAGUCUCAGGGCCUCACCCUAUUUCUACUACUUGUUACUAAAAAGUGUUAACUUUACAGAAGCCUUCUUCUGUGUUGUGUAUGCAUCAAAGGGGUGGUUCUGAGCCGCGGCUCUGAGCAGACCUUUUUAUUAUUAUUAUUAAACAUC